Messenger RNA from Chenopodium quinoa (quinoa), 1435 nucleotides. RefSeq lists its product as uncharacterized. The transcript has 2 exons. The record is from RefSeq and is a predicted model, not a curated record. Lineage: Eukaryota; Viridiplantae; Streptophyta; Magnoliopsida; Caryophyllales; Amaranthaceae. Bases 723 to 1259 code for a protein of 178 amino acids.
GAACAGGCCCUUAGUAAGAGAGUAAUUUUUUUUUUUUAAAUGUGUCAUGGUUGUUAUUAUCUAUGUGACAGAGGAUAUACUAAUGUAGAGGGAUUCCUUCCACCUUAUAGAGGGCAUCUUAAUCAUCUUAGAGAAUGGAAUAAUGGCCCCCGUCAACCUCAAACUGCCGAAGAAUAUUUCAACUUAAGGCAUGCAAAAGCUAGAAAUAUGAUUGAGAGAUGCUUUGGGUUACUCAAGGGAAGAUGGGGAAUUCUUAGAAGUCCUUCUUGGUUUAGUUUACAAACACAUGGUCGAAUUGUGCUUGCUUGUGCCUUAUUACAUAACUUGGUAAAAAGAUACAUGCUUGAAGAAUUUGAUGAUGAUGACUUGUUUGAGGAAAGUGAUAGUGAUGAUGAUGAUGAUGGUGAUGCUAGUGAUGAAGAUGAUGUGGAAUACAUAACCUCCAUUGCUGUAACCGAUCCAUGGACUAAUUUUCGAAAUACAAUGGCCCAAAAUAUGUUCAAUGAUUGGAGGGCUAGACACCACAGAGUUACUUUGUGAUAUUAUUCUUGUUUGUUAAACAACAUUGUAUUUGUUAUUUGAACUUGAGACUUGUAUCUUUGUUUCAAUUUCGUGUUUUUUUUUUAUUGUUGUAUCAAGUCAUGGAUUUUGUGUUGGACUUAUAAUAAUUUCCUUUAUGUACUUGUAUUGAAUUUUUUUUUGUUAAUUUCACUUUUAUAUACAUGCAAUGUUAUUUUGACAUGUUAAUAUGGUUCAAAUGUUUUAGUAGGAUGGAUGAAAGUAGUGCAAGUGGAGGUGGAAGGGGAAAAAACAAACGAUUUUGGACCGCUCGAGAAGAUAAAGUUCUUGUAGAAGCAUUGUCAGAGCUAGUUGUUGAUCCUCAUUGGAAGUGUGAAAAUGGGUUCAGAAGCAACUACAUGGUUCGCUUAGAGGAGAUCAUAGGUAAGGCUCUUCCUGGUUGUGGGUUGAAGGCUAUGCCACACAUCGAUUCUCGACUAAAGACACUUGGAGCAAAGUUUAGGGCUAUUUCUACUAUGUUAAAUAGUAGUGGAUUCGUUUGGGAUGAUUCCAAAAAAAUGGUUUCUGUGGACCGGGCUGUUUAUGAUGAGUUUUGCAAGGUUUUACUCGAUUCAAGUGAUGAUGAGGGAGUUGCUGGUAGUGGUAAUGUCACUCAGACCGUUACUUCUCCUCCUUCAAAAAAGAUGAAGACUGAAAAAACUUCCAAAACAAAAGAAAGAAAAAGGUGGUGCUGGAAGUAAUGAGUUGGCUAGCUUACAAGCAUUCAUGAAAGACAUGAAUGUUCAUCUUUCCACUAUGGCAAAUGUAAUGGCACGCAUUGAUGAUCGUGAACAACGAGCGGAUGAAAGAGAGCAAAAUUUAGUUGAAAAGAGUGAGCAAGUGCUAGAGGAACUACUCUCUUUCAAUUUAGAAGGUG